GGUCCCAUCCUUAACUAUAGGAAGGGACAAUACAAAGUUCUUAGAUUUGAGUACUUCUUGUAUGCUGGCAAGAUUAGAAAGGUCUGGCAAUAGUGGAGAAAUCCACUCUCUUAGAAUUUCCCCUGUGUAG
Messenger RNA from Acaulospora morrowiae, 130 nucleotides. Lineage: Eukaryota; Fungi; Glomeromycota; Glomeromycetes; Diversisporales; Acaulosporaceae. The record is from the annotation of a GenBank genome assembly.